Messenger RNA from Prorocentrum cordatum, 321 nucleotides. NCBI's taxonomy places the organism in Eukaryota, Dinophyceae, Prorocentrales, Prorocentraceae. The record is from the annotation of a GenBank genome assembly.
GUGUGCAUCAGCCGGUGGCUUUAUUCUGCCAACACCUGCGCCAUCUGCCGCAGGGACCUGUCGUCCAUCCCAGCGACUCCAGCGGUCGGCGCACCGCCUGCGGCGGAACGGCGAACGGGGCCGCCGCAGCUCAGAAGUCAGAGGCAGCACGUGGCGGUGGCGCAGCUGCCGCUGUCGCCCGCCACGGGCACGUCGGCGCCGGCCAUCUUCGGGUCGCCGCUGAGCGGCGUCGUGCCCGACGGCUCGCCGGGCGCGGGCGUGCACCAGGCGGCGGACGCCGCGGCGCUCGCGCGGCCUGGGCGCCCCGGCCAGUGGCCGUAG